This is a messenger RNA of Rhinopithecus roxellana (golden snub-nosed monkey), 2367 nucleotides long. It is a transcript of the gene KEL, whose product is annotated as Kell metallo-endopeptidase (Kell blood group). The coding region runs from base 110 to 2230 and encodes 706 amino acids. Gene Ontology annotation, biological process: protein processing. NCBI's taxonomy places the organism in Eukaryota, Metazoa, Chordata, Mammalia, Primates, Cercopithecidae. Gene Ontology annotation, cellular component: plasma membrane. The record is from RefSeq and is a predicted model, not a curated record. The transcript is spliced from 18 exons. Gene Ontology annotation, molecular function: metalloendopeptidase activity.
AGGAACUGGGGUGAGGGCAAGAAGGGGGACCAUUUCCUGGACCCCAGUCCUUCGAAUCAGCACCUAGAGUGGAACCAGGAAGGAUUCUGGAGCCAUAGAGGAUAGACAGAUGAGCACUCCAGAAGAGAGGCUGCCCGUGGAAGGGAGCAGGCCAUGGGCAGUGGCCAGGCGGUUGCUGACAGCUAUCCAGGUUUUGGGCCUGCUCCUUUGUUUUUCUGUGCUUUUGUUCUACAUCUUCCAGAACUGUGGCCCUGGCCCCUGUGAGACACCUGUGUGUUUGGAUCUCCGGGAUCAUUACCUGGCCUCUGGGAACACAAGUGUGGCCCCCUGCACUGACUUCUUUGGCUUUGCCUGUGGAAGGAUCAAAGGGACCAAUAAUUCUUUUCAGGAGCUUGCCACAAAGAACAAAAACCGACUUCGGAGAAUACUGGAGGCCCAGAAUUCCUGGCACCCAGGCUCUGGGGAGGAAAAAGCUUUCCAGUUCUACAACUCCUGCAUGGAUACACGUGCCAUUGAAGCUGCAGGGACUGGUCCCCUCAGACAAGUUAUUGAGGAGCUUGGAGGCUGGCGCAUCUCUGGUAACUGGACUUCCUUAAACUUUAACCGAACGCUGAGACUUCUCAUGAGUCAGUAUGGCCAUUUCCCUUUCUUCAGAGCCUACCUGGGACCUCAUCCUGCCUCUCCACACACACCAGUCAUCCAGAUAGACCAGCCAGAGUUUGAUGUUCCCCUCAAGCAAGAUCAGGAACAGAAGACCUAUGCCCAGAUCUUUCGGGAAUACCUGACCUACUUAAAUCAGCUGGGAACCUUGCUGGGAGGAGACCCAAACAAGGUGCAAGAACACGCUUCCUUGUCCAUCUCCAUCACUUCACGGCUGUUCCAGUUUCUGAGGCCCCUGGAGCAGCGGCGGGCACAGGGCAAGCUCUUUCAGAUGGUCACUAUCGACCAGCUCAAGGAAAUUGCCCCUGCCAUCGACUGGUUGUCCUGCUUGCAAGCAACAUUCACACCGAUGUCCCUGAGCCCCUCUCAGUCCCUCGUGGUCCAUGACGUGGAAUAUUUGAAAAACAUGUCACAACUGGUGGAGGAGAUGCUGCUAAAGCAGAGGGACUUUCUGCAGAGCCACAUGAUCUUAGGGCUGGUGGGGACCCUUUCUCCAGCCCUAGACAGUCAAUUCCAGAAGGCACGCAGAAAGCUCAGCCAGAAACUGCGGGAACUGACAGAGCAACCACCCACGCCCGCCCGCCCGCGAUGGAUGAAGUGCGUGGAGGAGACAGGCACGUUCUUCGAGCCCACGCUGGCGGCUUUGUUUGUUCGUGAGGCCUUUGACCUGAGCACCCGAAGUGCUGCCAUGGAAUUAUACACUGCGAUCCGGGAUGCCCUCAUCACUCACCUCAGAAAGCUUCCCUGGAUGAAUGAGGAGACCCAGAACAUGGCCCAGGAGAAGGUUGCUCAACUGCAGGUGGAGAUGGGGGCUUCAGUAUGGGCCCUGAAGCCAGAGCUGGCCCGACAAGAAUACAGAGAUAUACAACUUGGACCAAACUUCCUGCAGUCUGUCCUGAGCUGUGUCCGGUCCCUCCAAGCUAGAAUUGUCCAGAGCUUCUUGCAGCCUUGCCCCCAACACAGGUGGAAGGUGUCCCCUUGGGAGGUCAAUGCUUACUAUUCAAUAUCUGACCAUGUGGUAGUCUUUCCAGCUGGACUCCUCCAACCCCCGUUCUUCCACCCUGGCUACCCCAGAGCUGUGAACUUUGGCGCUGCUGGCAGCAUCAUGGCCCACGAGCUGUUGCACAUCUUCUACCAGCUCUUGCUGCCUGGGGGGUGCCCAGCCUGUGACACCCAUGCCCUCCAGGAAGGUCUCGUGUGCCUGAAACGCCAUUAUGCUGCCUUUCCAUUACCCAGCGGAACCUCCUUCAAUGACUCCCUCACAUUCUUGGAGAACGCUGCAGACGUGGGGGGGCUAGCCAUUGCGCUACAGGCAUACAGCAAGAGGCUGUUACGGCACCAUGGGGAGACCAUCCUGCCCAGCCUGGACCUCAGCCCCCAGCAGAUCUUCUUUCGAAGCUAUGCCCAGGUGAUGUGUAGGGAGCCCAGCCCCCAGGAAUCUUAUGACACUCACAGCCCUCCACACCUCCGAGUCCACGGGGCCCUCAGCAGCACCCCAGCCUUUGCCAGAUAUUUCCGCUGUGCACGUGGUACCCUCUUGAACCCCUCCAGCCGCUGCCAGCUCUGGUAACUUGGUUACCGAAGAUUCCACAGCACAGAAAUAUCGACCAACACCUCCCUGGUCACAUCCACGGAAUCAGAGCAAGAUUUCCUUUCCACUUCUGUUCCAAAAUAAAAGCUGGCACUUGGCUUCUGCUUUUCUCUUAA